Molecule: messenger RNA, 4838 nt
Organism: Motacilla alba alba
Lineage: Eukaryota; Metazoa; Chordata; Aves; Passeriformes; Motacillidae
Product: ketosamine-3-kinase-like
Exons: 6
Coding region: 2203-2982 (259 amino acids)
Source: RefSeq, a predicted model, not a curated record
CCUGAUAUCUAACCUAAGCCGACUCUCAGCAGGAAUUUCUUCCUGGAAAAGCUUGUUAAGCAUUGGAAGGGGCUGCCCAGGUAGGUGGCAGAGUCCCCAUCCCUGCAGGUGCCCAAGGAAUGCCUGGACGUGGCACUUACCGCUGUGGUGGGGGUGACAAGGUGCAGAUGGGUCAAAGGUUGGACUUGAUGGUCUGGGUGGUCUUUUCCAGCCUGACUGAUUCUGAGAUGGGAUGAUGUUGUGAUAUCAGUGUUGUUUGUCCAGGACAGGCACUACCAUGACAUGCUGCUGUCACCUGCAAGGGUAGCAGUGGUGUACCAGUGUCUGCAAGUGCUGUGACAGGGGCUAAGGCACCCAGCAGGUACAAAAUUGUCUGCUGAGGGGGUGUGUACCUUCUGUGGUUUUAACUAAAACUUUUAAUUCCCUGUGCAUGAGAAAGAGUAAGCGAUACUUUUCCAUAAUUGUUCAAGCUUUUCUGCUUUGUCCUUUCAAUAUCUGGAACAUACUGUCGAAGGUAGAUACCUGCAUUUGGUAGAGAUAAGUACAAUGCAACUUAUUUCUUCAGCAUCCUUUGCAGAAACAGACAUCAGGUGGAAUUUACUGUAAAGAUACUCUAUACUUGUGUUUAUCACAUAAAUAGCUUCAGUGGCAGAACAGGAGUCAGAACUUGUGUUUGCCCUUCAUAGCAAGCAAAUGUGUUUGAAAGUAAGCAUGCAACUCUAUCUGUUCCAAAUUUCUCAGCAGUUUCUGAUCAAGCUGGGGAGCUGGAUAGGGGUGGUAACAUGGGAUAACACAGGAAGGUUAUCCUGCUUUGCAGCAGACAGUUUGAAUUGGUGUAGCCCUUCCUUAGGCCUUUGCUAAUGCUGUAUUUAGCUAUACAGUCCAACUAGCUGCAAGAUUAGGCUUUGGGGGGGGGAAAAAAAAAGAUCUGGAUGGAUUUUCCACUCAGCAGUUUCAUUUUGUGUGCUUUUGCCUGCGUGGGGAUCCUGAGCGCUGAUUAAAGCAAACUCGGUUGAAGUGCUGUAAACACUGUGCCGUGUGAGCAGCAGCUGCUGUGCAUCAGCAGUUCCCGGCCACGUGUGGGGCUUUAGACAGAGGCACAGCAUUGCCUGAUUUCCCGUGGACACUCGUGAGGCAAAAGGACAGCCAGAGAUGUCUCCCAGAGACGGUCAGAGGCACGGAGCACCAUCAGGAAAGGCUGGGCGACCUGGGAUUGUUCAGCCUGCAGAAGAGAAGGCUCUGUAGAGAUAUAAUUGCACCUUCCAGUGCCAGAAGGGAGCUCGCAGGAAAGAUGGGGAGACUUUUUAUAGGGACCUGGAGUGACAGGGAAAGAGGGAAUGGCUUCAAAUUGAUGAGAGUAGGUUUAGGUCAGAUAUUAGGAAGAAAUUUCUGACUCUGAGAGUGGUGAGGCCCUGGCACAGGGUGCCCCUGGAUCCCUGGGAGUGGCCAAGGCCAGGUUGGACAGGGGUUGGAGCACCCUGGGAUAGUGGAGGGUGGGACAACAUAAUGUUUGUGGAUCUCUUAAGGUCCUUCCCAGCACAAACCAUUCUGUGAUUGCCAUUUAAUUGAGGCAGAUUGUCCAGUGACUGUGUUGCAUGGAACAUUAGUAAAGGAACGUGCUAUUUUAUUCAUUUUACUUCCUUGCUGUUGCUUUUACCAGAUAUGUUAAAUUUCCCAUGUGUUCUUUCUACAACCCCUGCCUGAAUCUUGUAGAGAAGCAUUUCUUCAGGUGAUGAGUGUCACUGAUCUCAGAGGAGGAACUCAGGAGAGUAGAUUUUCCUUGCUGUGGGUAGCUGGUGCAGAAAUAGGUCCCAAAUUCAGAAUGUCUUCCAAGCAAAUGCAGCUGGCAGUGGCUUGGGUUGUGCAAGUGUGAUGAGGGGCAUUUGGCUGCUGCUGUUGAUGGCCACCCAUGCCCUUCCUCCAUGAGGUAAAAGAAAACACCAUGGAAAACCAUUCUGGUGAGAGCUCUGAUGGGGCACAGCUGAAGGAGCUCAUGCUUUAUCUGCAAGCAAUUUGCACUCCUUCAGUUGCAAACAGGCUUUCUAAAUUGUAGAGAAUUCCAGAAGCUAAGUCAUUUUCACUCACUUGCUUUAUGAAAUGAAAUCACUGUAUUUGUAAAACUACUGUCAGGUCUGAUGGUGUGGUCCAGUCUGUAUCUUGUGUGUGAAUAAACAUUUCCUCCAGCCUUUCCAUGCCAGAAGAAUGUUUGAGGGAGAAAUGGCAAGCCUGGAAGCCAUCCUGAAAACGCAGACGAUAAAAGUGCCUAAACCCAUCAAAGUUAUAGACCUGCCUGGGGGCAGUACUGCGUUUGCGAUGGAGCAUUUGGAAAUGAGGGGCUUGGUCAGACAUUCCGCAGUGCUUGGAACUCAGCUGGCUGAUCUUCACCUUCAUAACCAGAAACUUGGAGAGAAGCUGAAGAAAGAAGGGAGCAUAGUUGGUAAAGGUCAAGGGCAAUCAGAAGUCCAAUUUGUGGAUCAGUUUGGCUUUCAUACAGUUACCUGCUGUGGUUAUCUUCCACAGGUGAACGACUGGCAGAGUGACUGGGUGACCUUCUUUGCCAGACAAAGGAUCCAGCCCCAGAUGGACAUGGUUGAAAAGAAAUCAGGUGACAAAGAAGCAAGAGAACUUUGGGCACAGCUUCAGCUGAAGAUACCCAGUUUUUUCUGUGAUGUGGAAAUCGUUCCUGCUCUCCUGCAUGGGGAUCUCUGGGGAGGAAAUGUAGCUGAGGAUGAUUCUGGUCCAAUUAUCUUUGAUCCAGCUUCUUUCUACGGCCAUUCAGAGUACGAGCUUGCAAUAGCUGGGAUGUUUGGUGGCUUCAGCACUUCUUUUUAUUCUGCUUACCACAGUAAAAUCCCCAGAGCCGCAGGGUUUGAGAAGCGCCUGAAGCUUUAUCAGCUGUUCCACUACAUGAACCACUGGAACCAUUUUGGUUCAGGGUACAGAGGAUCGUCUUUAAACAUUAUGAGAAACCUUGUAAAGUAACUUGCUGCUUAAGCCAAAUACUUCCUGUGUUGUUUGGAGAGCCCCAUACUUGGUGGUGCAGCUGCAGGAGCAGUAAUGUUAAAAACAACCUGUGAGACCCUUGACCUUGUUAAAGACCUAGAACCAGUGUGUCCUGCUGAAUACCAAGUGUAAAAUAGUCAUCCCUUUUUAGCAUAGUUGGGGAUAACUCCAUGAGGGGAAAAAAACUAAGGAAAGAAUGAAUUUGCACAGUGAAUAAAGGUCUCAGUGUCCAGAAAGCAUGUGAGACUGUGCAGGGUAAUACAGUUUUAGAUGCCUGAAAGAAGUUGCUCACUGCAUUUUGCUGUGUCUUCCUCCCUCUUUAGGCUCUUCAUGUCCAGUUGUGUGCAUGAGAGCAACAUUAACGACAGAGCUUUGAAAGUACAGGAGAAUUAUGUAACAGGAACUGUGAGAAGGGAUUUGGACUUGCUAUUAAUUUUUCACAGAAUCAGAGUGGGUGAGGUUGGGGGGGAUCACAGAAUGUCAGCUAGUCCAACCUCCCUGCCUAAGCAGAUUACUUAGGAUUGGGUCUAGAGCCUUUUAAGGACCUCCAGGGUUUUGCUGAUCGAUUCCAUUGGAUGCAAACUGUGGGUGCCUCCUGGAGUGCUUGUAGGCUGUUCUGUGCUUUCUGCUGGUCAGUGGGCUUUUACCCACAGCACUUCUGCUUCCACCAGAACUAGUUCUCUUCCUUUUUUGGAUUAUGCUUUUGUCCAGUAGUGUGCAUUUUUAGAGAACUCUCCCAGUAAGACACUUUUGAUGUACACACCUUGUGGAGGUGUAUUCUCUAAUGAAAUAAAACCUGCACAUGCUUCUUGUGUAUGACUAGAGUCAGUCAAAAUCCACCUAAUCAUGAAACAACAUCAGCUGGCACUUUGUGUUUUCCACACCCACAAAGAAAACUAUAAAAUAUAACUUAAAAGGGGAAGGAGGCCCGGGGAGACUCCUGGGAUGGCUCACAGGCUGUAACCUUCUGCUUCUCCACAGGAUUGCGUAUCAGUUAAUAUUAUUCUAAGGGGAUACUACUGCUUGCACUUUCUGAUACCAGUGUGUUUAUCCACAAUAUGUCAAAUUAUUCUGGCACAAGGAUCAGUGAACCACAGCAUUUGUGUCCCUGGGGAUUAUAAGUGUGCCCAGUGUCGAGGCUGCACUGUUUGUACACCUGUGCUCGUGAGAGUUCCAAUGCAGACUCAGUGCUGCACUGUUCACUCUAAAAUGUUCUGUGUAAAGGUCUCCCAGGGCCUCAGCCAUGCCAGCAAGGGGAAGGUGUAGUAGACACCUCUGGGCUCAGUACUUCUCUGGAUAGCUUUGAUAGCAAGGGCAUCUUCCUUUCCUAAACCCUCACCUGGCAGUCCCCGCUGAGUGCACGCCGUGGCUGUUGGGGUAAGAGACAUGAAACUGGCAGAAGGCAACAUGUAACUCAUGGAGCAGCACUGCACCCUGUCAGAAGACCUUGGUGAUAGUUCCACAGACUGUGGCUUUAAUACUGAACCUGUGCUCUUUUGAUGUAGGCUGGUAGUGGUGCUUCUGUGCAAGCCUGCCAGGUAGGUGAGACAGAUGCAUGAUAUCUGACAUGCACUGUGAGUGUUCAGGAAUGGCUUGUACUAACUAAAACUGCUUUGCACUGGGCAUUGGCAGAUUCCCGAGGGUUUUCUAGCUGCUAGUUUGGCAGUUACUUACACAAAUUGAAAACACGUUUGGAGAAGACUGAUAUUUGGUACUACUUCCCUUAAUUCUACUACUUUUCCCACUGGCUGUUUGACUUCUGCUGCAAAAAAAUCUGCUUGGUAGAAUAGGUUUUCCUUUUACCUUGUUACCUGAAUAAAAGGUUUCCCAGUUGA